Molecule: messenger RNA, 1787 nt
Organism: Penaeus chinensis
Lineage: Eukaryota; Metazoa; Arthropoda; Malacostraca; Decapoda; Penaeidae
Exons: 6
Coding region: 223-903 (226 amino acids)
Source: RefSeq, a predicted model, not a curated record
GUGCGUGUGUGUGUAUGUGCAUAUGGCCAUGUCUGUGCGUAGAAAUAGAUGAACUGAUAAACUGAUAUAGGUUCGAACAGCAGCAAAGUACAGCGCACGCGCGGUCGUCAGCGCUCGGAGAUCACCGAUAGCAUAUUUCAAGGGACCUAGUAUGGCCGCCGCACGCAUCCGCUGUGCUUCCCCAUCAGCGUUCCAGAAUCACCUGACGAAGCGCAGGAGGACAUGAGGCCGCGCGCUCUCCUGCUGGCGCUGCUGUGGGGCGUCCACUCCGCGAGGGGCAGCCCGUCCGUGUACCUCGUGGACGACAUCUUCGGGAACUUCCUCUUGGUGAAGGGAGCCACGCUGUCGGAAACCACUUUCAAUAUCUCUGCUGAUUCGCUUUGUACAUGCCGUACGCAAUGUAACGCCUUGGCUGACUGUACGGCAGCCUCUUUGAUCGACGAUGUGUGUCGUUUGAGCUCCUCCGGCCUAAAAGUAUCGACGUUCACGGAGCACGAGAACGCCACUCUCAUGCUAUGGAACACCACCCAAGACGGAUCUUUCUGGCUGGCAGGGGACGGGCGCCUAUACCUGACCGUGAGCGGGAUGUUGAUUGCAGGUGACGCCUCGGCCACGUGCAGCGGGUUUCCCGGCUUCCGACUGGGGUCCUUCUCCUCCCUCGAGUCCAUGGCCGUCCUCAAGGAGUUCUUCGACAGAGAUGGCUCUAUGGUGUCAGUCGACCUAUCACCCAGAAACGUUUGGGGAGACGGCGUGCCCUACAAUCAAGCAAACAGCCUUUUCAACAGGGUCAUUGCCUCAGGUUACAACUUCGGCAUAGUGAACGGGGAUUUAACCCAUGGAUACAGAGGCACAAGAGUCAGGUUGCUGUGCCAGGCAGAUCUCGCUAACGCAGAAGUCCCAUGAAGUGAGGACCUCCGACAGGACAACGGUUCCUCGUGCUAGUCCUGGUGCCAGUGCCAGUUAUACCAGGCUGUUGAUAACUGAUGAAACUUGAAAAUUGUGGUUCAGUUACUUGGUCUUGGUAAUUUUAUUGCUAAAUGGGCAGCACAAUGUAGGAAGGGGACAAACGAGAACUUUACAUCGCAAGAGACGCUACAGGCAAAGAACUGAGAUGGGGGACGGUAACUGAACCAUUCUUUUACAAGCAACAUAGUUUAGUCUAAAUCACUGAACUAUAUGCCUUUCAUCCUCAAAUCUUGAACACAUUUAGUCUCUUGAAUGGUUUAGAAUAUAUACUUCCUAAGAAACGAACCAAAAAAAAAAGGAGGGAAAAUGUACUGUGCUAUUUUCACGCUUGUUGUAUGUAUUUUGCUCACUUUUUGUUAUCAAAGCGAAUGUGCACUUGCCAGUUUGUCGAUGAUUGAUGCCAUGGUAAACUUUGGUAUUUUUAAAAAUAAUUGAAACAUUCGUGAUGAUGAUUAUUUGACCUAGAUCAAUUUAAUUAUAACAUACUUUCAGGCGAACAUCGAAAGCCUGUCAAGUGCAUCUAAACUUGAAAAAUAAGUCGAUGAAUAGAUCAGAAAAUAAGAAAUAAAAGUGUAGACCCACCCAAGAAGACGUACCAUUUGUACAAGCGUACAAAUGGUAUGGGAUAAACACGUGUUAUCGGUAAAUACAAGAAGAUACUGAUACUGUUGUUUAUAUCAAUUUAAUUACAAAGUACGGAUAAGACGAUUAUAUUGUGUGUACUCCGUAAAACCUUGUUUCAGUAGUCAGUGACUGACCUGACCCGACCUAACCAAACCUAACCAAACCGACUGUAAAGGUGGUAGUCAAGACCCCCCCGU